Molecule: messenger RNA, 1304 nt
Organism: Centropristis striata (black sea bass)
Lineage: Eukaryota; Metazoa; Chordata; Actinopteri; Perciformes; Serranidae
Product: obg-like ATPase 1
Exons: 11
Coding region: 94-1284 (396 amino acids)
Cellular component (GO): cytoplasm
Molecular function (GO): ATP binding; ATP hydrolysis activity; GTP binding
Source: RefSeq, a predicted model, not a curated record
UUCCGGUUGUCUCUCCAACUCUCCUUUCCAGCGGAGCGGCUGCUGAGAGCACAUCAUCAGCAACUAAACCAGAGGGUUAAAACACACACAAAGAUGCCCCCAAAGAAGACAGAAGCCCCCAAACAGCCUCCAUUAAUCGGACGGUUUGGGACCUCUCUGAAGAUUGGAAUUGUUGGAUUACCUAAUGUUGGGAAAUCCACCUUUUUCAACGUGCUGACUAAAAGCCAGGCUGCUGCAGAGAACUUCCCCUUCUGCACGAUCGAUCCCAAUGAAAGCAGAGUUCCUGUUCCUGACGACCGCUUUGAUUUCCUUUGCCAAUACCACAAACCAGCCAGUAAGGUUCCAGCUUUUCUAAAUGUGGUGGACAUUGCUGGUCUGGUGAAAGGAGCUCACGCUGGACAGGGACUAGGAAACGCCUUUCUCUCCCACAUCAGUGCCUGUGACGCCAUCUUCCACAUGACCCGUGCGUUUGACGAUGAGGACAUCAUCCAUGUGGAGGGUAACGUCGACCCGGUGAGGGACAUCGAGAUCAUCCACGAGGAGCUGCGACUAAAAGACGAGGAGAUGAUCGCUCCGGUUAUCGACAAACUGGAGAAAACUGCCGUCAGAGGAAGUGACAAAAAGCUCAAACCUGAAUAUGACAUCAUGCUGAAGGUAAAGAACUGGAUCGUGGAGGAGAAGAAACACAUCCGGUUUUGCCACGACUGGAAUGACAAAGAGAUCGAGGUGUUGAACAAAUACCUGUUUCUGACAUCCAAGCCCAUGAUCUACCUGGUCAACCUGUCGGAGAAGGAUUACAUCAGAAAAAAGAACAAGUGGUUGGCGAAGAUCAAGGAGUGGGUAGACGCUCAUGACCCCGGUGCUGUGGUCAUCCCUGUGAGUGGAGCUAUUGAGUCUAAACUGCUGGACAUGGAGGAGGAGGAGAGGAUAAAAUACCUGGAGGAAGUGAAGACACAGAGUGUUCUGACCAAAAUAAUAAAGACGGGCUACGCAGCUCUGCAGCUGGAGUACUUCUUCACAGCGGGACCAGAUGAGGUGCGAGCGUGGACCGUCAGGAAAGGGACCAAGGCUCCGGGAGCUGCAGGGAAGAUCCACACUGACUUUGAGAAAGGCUUCAUCAUGGCCGAGGUGAUGAAGUACGUGGACUUCAAAGAGGAGGGCAGCGAGAGUGCAGCCAAGGCUGCUGGAAAAUACAGACAACAGGGCCGGAACUACGUGGUGGAGGACGGAGACAUUAUCUUUUUCAAAUUCAACACACCCAACGCACCGAAGAAGAAACCAUGAGAAGCCCACAGGCAGAGAAA